UACACAUUAGGGUCACGUGGGUUUCACAUAUUUUUUCAGGUGAUAUAUAGGCGUUUGUUUUGAAGUCCAUAUCCUCUAAUUUCCGGGAUUAUUCCCCUUACAGAGUGUAGUUUGGCGCAGCUGGACCUGCAGCCCUGCAGAGUCUCCCCCCCUCCCUCCCAUCCUCUCUGUCUCCGGGUCUCUCUCCGUUUGAAAGUCUGCACUUCUCGCCCAGGUGUGACAUUUUUGGAGUGCCUCAUUGGAACCGCAAACCGCCGAGAAGAUGACGGACUCCACACCGGCGGAAACCACCGCCGUCCCGGAUCCGGCUGUAGUGGUGGCGGUGAACGGGCAGUGCGAGCAGGCGGACUCCCCACAGCAACAACAGCAGCAGCAGCAGCAACAGCAGCAGCAGCAGCCCAACACCGAAAGUCAGGGAGAGGGUUUCAAGAUGGACCAGGAGAUGAAGAUUACAGACAGCAUAGAGGACGCAGGUCUUCUGGAGAGCAGUAUGCGUCUGAAGCCACACGAAGCACAAAGUUACCGGAAGAAGGCUCUGUGGGUGUCCUGGGUGUCCAUCGUAGUCACCAUCAUUCUGGCCAUCGCCGCUUUCACUGUUUCCAUCAUGCGCCACAGUGCUUCAGCUUUUGGAUUUGCUUUUGAUGCCAUGCUGGAUGUCUUAUCCUCCGCCAUUGUUCUGUGGCGGUACAGCAAUGCUGCAGCUGUCCACUCAGCACACCGCGAAUACAUAGCUUGUGUUAUCCUGGGUGUGAUUUUCAUCCUGUCUUCCAUGUGCAUUCUGGGUAAGGCCAUCCACGACCUGGCCACCAAGCUGCUGCCUGAAGUGGAUGACUUCCUGUUCAGCGUGUCCAUCGUCAGUGGCUUGGUGUGCAUCAUCCUGGCGGUGAUCAAGUUUAUGCUCGGCAAAGUGCUCACAAGCCGAGCCCUCAUCACUGAUGGAUUCAACUCGCUGGUGGGGGGAGUUAUGGGCUUCUCCAUCCUCAUCAGUGCUGAAGUGUUCAGGCAUGAACCCAAGGUGUGGUACCUAGACGGGACAAUAGGUGUCCUCAUAGGCCUGAUCAUCUUCGCCUAUGGAGUCAAGCUGCUGGUGGACAUGGUCCCGCGGGUCCGACAAACCAGGAACUACGAGCGCUUUGAGUGAUGCACUGCAGCCGGACGGAUCACAGAGGAAAAUAGGG
Molecule: messenger RNA, 1178 nt
Organism: Thunnus maccoyii (southern bluefin tuna)
Lineage: Eukaryota; Metazoa; Chordata; Actinopteri; Scombriformes; Scombridae
Product: transmembrane protein 163-like
Exons: 8
Coding region: 263-1141 (292 amino acids)
Cellular component (GO): synaptic vesicle membrane
Molecular function (GO): zinc ion binding
Source: RefSeq, a predicted model, not a curated record